CUGAGGCUCAGAAGGCCAUUUCCUGGUACAUUUAUUGGAUAUCAGAUCAAAUAAGUCAACGCUGACGUUGCUGCUCACAGGCAUGGUAGACCUUCAGUGGGAUAAGAUCAUCUCGGUGCCUUCUCUUUGUUGCAAUCAUGGCAGAUGCUAUGGAGGCGAGGCCUCCUUCAGCCGUGCAGAAAACCACGUUCACCGUCUUGGGUAUUUGUUGUUCUUCGGAGAUCAAGCUGAUCGAUCGCAUUCUGAACCAUCUUGAAGGCAUCGAGAACGUAUCCGUCAACGUACUGGCCAAGACAGCCACCGUUGUCCACGAUCCGGCAAAAGCUCCGGCUUCUCGAAUAGUGAGUGCGCUGAAUGGGGCUCAUCUGAACGCUGGAAUCAAGGAGUCCGGGAGAGUGCAGAUCGAGAGUCGACCAUGGCCGAGUAAGAGCGUCGUCGCCUCCGGAGCGCUGCUGCUCGUGGCCUUGUGCAGCUACGUCUUCCCACCGUUGAUAUGGAUCGCCGUGCUAUCAGUUACUGUCGGAGUCCUCGACAUGCUGCGGCGCGCCGUGGCGGCUCUACGGCGGUGUGUGCUUGAUAUUAAUGUGCUCAUGGUGACUGCAGUGUUUGGAGCAAUUGGGCUUGGGGAUUACCUUGAGGCAGCUUCCAUAGUCUUCCUCUUCACCUUAGCAGAGUGGCUGGAAGCCAAGUCUACCAACAAGGCUCGGGUUUCACUGGAAUCGUUGCUGAACUUGGCACCCCAAACUGCAGUCAUUGCAGAGACUGGAGAAACCGUGCACGUCAAGGACAUCAUGAUCAACACAAUUGUCUCGGUGAAAGCAGGAGAGCUUGUGCCAGUUGACGGUGCGGUGGUGGCUGGAGCAAGCACGGUUGAUGAAUCCAGUUUGACGGGAGAGUUCAUGCCGGUCGAUAAAGAGAUUGGCUCGAAUGUAUGGUCUGGAACGACGGUUCUCACUGGGUUCAUCAAGGUGGUGACGAUGGCAGCAGCAGAGGAUUCUGCUGUUGCGAGGAUGGUUAAGCUUGUAGAAGAUGCACAGAACCGGCGUUCAAACAUGGAGGAGUUCAUAGAACAGUUUGCAAAGUACUAUACUCCAGGUGUUUUCUUGGUAGCAGCUGGAACUGCAAUCAUACCAUGGAUUUUAGGUGUUCAUCCUCUCCGUCAAUGGAUCUAUCUGGCCUUGGUGUUGCUUGUGAUCGCAUGCCCAUGCGCUUUGGUGAUCUCAACCCCAGUAGCCAAAGCAUGUGGCCUUUCUGCAGCUGCCAAGAUGGGUCUCAUCUUCAAAGGUGGGAAUUACUUGGAAGCCUUGGCAAAGGUGAAAGCCAUGGCGUUCGACAAAACAGGAACACUUACAGAAGGAGCAUUUGAAGUGGUGGAAGUGCAGUGUUGGGAGCCGAACGCAAACAUCAGACAGUUCUUGCACUGGAUUUCAAGCUUGGAGAACAUGUCCAGCCACCCGAUGGCAAGAGCUCUGGUAGAGUAUGCUAGAGUGCGUGGUGUCAGACCUAGCAGUGAUGUCAGAAACUUCAACUUGAUCCCGGGAGGAAUUGCUGGAUUUGUAGAUGAUUGCUAUGUUAAGAUUGGAAAUGCAGAAGUAGCCCUCAGCAAUGGCUGGCUGAGAGAAAAUGAGCUUCGUGACAAUGAAGCAGGUAUAACCAUCAGCUACGUCGGCAUGGUGGAUCGGUGCAUUGGAUACUUCUGCCUCGGAGACCAACUCCGUGAAGAAGCUGCACGAGCUGUUCAGGAACUAAAGAAACAACAGAUUCAUGUCAUUGUUCUGACUGGUGAUUCAAAGGCAGCUGCAGAACAUGUCCAGAAACAGAUUGGGGAGAAUGUGCAGGUGGAAGCAGGUCUGUCACCUGAAGGGAAGAUGAAGAAGAUUGCGGAACUCAAGGAGACAUGGGGUUUGACUGCAAUGGUCGGGGAUGGGAUCAACGACGCACCGGCACUCACGGAAAGCGACGUGGGAGUCGCCAUGGGGAUUUCGGGCUCAGCAUUGGCAACAGAAACUGCCAAUGUCGCACUCAUGUCGAAUGACCUCCGAAGGAUACCAGAAGCUGUGGAACUUGCGAGAUCUUCUCUCAGGAAGAUCUACGAAAACGUGGCCAUGUCCUUGGCCGUGAAGCUCCUGUUCUUCGGCCUGGCGUUCGGAGGACUCCCGUCUCUCUGGGCCGCCGUAGUGGCUGACAUGGGCACAUGUCUUCUUGUCAUCUUCAACAGCAUGCACCUCCUGCACAAGUAUGGUGGGAGAGAAAGCAGCACUUGUUCAAACCAAGUCCCACAGGAACAGAGUAUCAACGUUGAUGAGUUCAGUGAACCUCUGUUGUCAUCGGAGAGAAGGGAUCAAGAUGAAGAGGCUCCAUGUCUGUGUUGCAAGGGCCGCAGUAGUCAGAGAGAGAGAUGAAUGGUGGCAUCACAUACUGUUGAGAUUAUGUUAAUUGCACAGCAAUUUCACUAUGCUGCAAAUAUGCAACUGCUGAUAAUGUUUAUAAACCAAUGACCAUUUGCAGGUUGAAAGAA
Messenger RNA from Musa acuminata AAA Group (dessert banana), 2518 nucleotides. Its product is annotated as cadmium/zinc-transporting ATPase HMA2. Gene Ontology annotation, cellular component: membrane. Gene Ontology annotation, biological process: transmembrane transport; monoatomic cation transport. Gene Ontology annotation, molecular function: ATPase-coupled monoatomic cation transmembrane transporter activity; ATP hydrolysis activity; metal ion binding. Bases 138 to 2402 code for a protein of 754 amino acids. NCBI's taxonomy places the organism in Eukaryota, Viridiplantae, Streptophyta, Magnoliopsida, Zingiberales, Musaceae. The record is from RefSeq and is a predicted model, not a curated record. The transcript is spliced from 10 exons.